CCCAAAUUAAAUUCCACUCCGUAUACCAUCAAAGCCCCGCCCCCCUUUCUUCAACUGCCGCUUCACUUGCUUCUAUUCAUUUUCACACUGCGACUCUAUACUUUCUCUCGCCCCUUCCAGAAAUGCCCCCGCAGACCAGAAGAACGUCCUUCCCCAAAGUGGUGAUCGAGCGCGACACGGACUCCGAGGAAAGCUCGUCGGAAGAAGAAGAUGUCGAUAACGGCUCGGUACAGGAAUCAGAAUCAGAAUCAGAAGAAGGAGAAGUGGAGGAAGCUAAAGUAGAAGGCGUUGAAGAGAAAGUAGAAGACGUCUCGUCGUUGAAGAAGACAGGGAAACAGCCGAUCACUAUUAGUCUCAAGAAAGUCUGUAAGGUGUGUAAGAGAACUGGCCAUGAAGCAGGGUUCAAGGGAGCAACCUACAUUGACUGCCCAAUGAAGCCGUGUUUUCUCUGCAAAAUGCCUGGGCAUACAACAAUGUUUUGUCCACAUCGGGUGGCAACGGAAUUUGGUGUCGUGCCAGCACCACGUAAAAACAUGCAAAAUCCUUUGGAAUAUUUUUUCCUGCGCCAGCUUCAACCCCGCAUUCAUCCUAUCAAGCCAGCAUUUGUGAUCCCAGAUCAAGUGCAUUGUGCUGUUGUUAGAUAUCACAGUAGACGAGUUACAUGCUUGGAGUUCCACCCUACUAACAGCAAUAUUCUUUUAUCUGGUGAUAAGAAAGGACAACUUGGAGUCUGGGAUUUUGUGAAAGUACAUGAGAAGACAGUUUAUGGAAAUAUACAUGGUUGCAUACUUAAUAAUAUGAAGUUCAGUCCAGCAAAUGAUGGAUCAGUAUAUGGUGCAUCUUCAGAUGGAACAGUUAGUUGCACUGAUCUAGAGACUGGAAUUUCAUUGUCAUUGAUGAACCUUAAUCCUAAUGGGUGGCAGGGACCAAGCACUUGGAGGAUGCUUUACGGGUUGGAUGUAAAUCCAGAAAGAAGUGUUGUUCUCAUUGCCGAUAAUUUCGGAUACCUCUAUAUGAUUGACAUGCGAAGCAAUGAAGUAAUUGGUGAACCACUUUUGAUUCACAAGAAGGGUAGUAAAGUUGUUGGUCUGCACUGCAAUCCUUUUCAACCAGAUAUACUGUUGAGUUGUGGAAAUGACCACUUUGCACGUAUUUGGGACAUGCGUCAGUUGAAAGCUGGAUCUUCUCUUUGCAGCCUUCCACACAAGCGUGUUGUUAACUCCGCAUAUUUUUCCCCACAAAGUGGUAGCAAAAUACUUACUACUUCACAGGAUAAUCGAAUCCGUGUGUGGGAUUCAAUAUUUGGGAACCUUGAUACUCCAAGCAGGGAAAUUGUUCACAGUCAUGAUUUCAAUCGACAUCUUACUGCUUUCCGAGCAGAGUGGGACCCAAAAGAUCCUUCAGAGUCCCUUGUUGUCGUUGGCCGUUACAUAAGUGAAAACUAUAAUGGAACUGCCUUGCAUCCUAUUGAUUUUAUAGAUAUCACCACAGGCCAGUUAAUUGCUGAAGUGAUGGAUCCUAACAUAACAACUAUCAGUCCCGUGAAUAAGUUGCAUCCACGUGAUGAUAUUCUAGCAUCGGGUAGUUCAAGGUCUCUUUUCAUUUGGAGGCCUGCUGGGGAAUCUGAGCCUGGACAGCAAAGAGCGGAGGAGAAAAUUGUAGUUUGUGGAAAAGCUGCUGAUGCAAAGCGGAAGAAAUUUGGUGCUGACAGUGAUGAUGAAUCUGAUGGCGACAUGUUCCCCAGCAAUGGUAAGAACAUUAAGAACAAGAAAGUUGCUUUAAAAUCUACUAAAUACAGUAUCAAGAAGAAACGUUGAACUUCAGCACCAAUGAAUGAUCUCCCAAAAUGCAAACUAGAAUUAACUUUGUGCAGUUAUCUGUAUAGUUUUCUUAUCCUCCUGGAUAUUUUCCUUUUUGUACUGUGGGUCACCUUGAUCAUCUUUUGCUUAGCUGUAGACUUUUGUAGUAUGCAAGCUGACCCAUACUGAUCAGUGAUGGCUAAUUUAAUACUGAUUUUGGAUUAA
This is a messenger RNA of Ipomoea triloba (trilobed morning glory), 2024 nucleotides long. RefSeq names its product protein DAMAGED DNA-BINDING 2. Gene Ontology annotation, cellular component: nucleus; Cul4-RING E3 ubiquitin ligase complex. The record is from RefSeq and is a predicted model, not a curated record. Gene Ontology annotation, biological process: DNA repair; response to UV. Gene Ontology annotation, molecular function: damaged DNA binding; protein binding. Bases 123 to 1817 code for a protein of 564 amino acids. NCBI's taxonomy places the organism in Eukaryota, Viridiplantae, Streptophyta, Magnoliopsida, Solanales, Convolvulaceae. The transcript has 11 exons.